Melampsora larici-populina 98AG31 is the source of this 2739-nucleotide messenger RNA. RefSeq lists its product as uncharacterized. Lineage: Eukaryota; Fungi; Basidiomycota; Pucciniomycetes; Pucciniales; Melampsoraceae. The record is from RefSeq and is a predicted model, not a curated record. Bases 1 to 2739 code for a protein of 912 amino acids. The transcript is spliced from 9 exons.
AUGCCGUAUGCCCAGCAGCAAACUUGGAACAUAACGAUUCGAAUGUUUCGUAAUGUGAUGCUGGAUACUGAAUUUGAACAUUCACUUGAGAUUCUGAAAGCAUUGAUUUUCAUCUUAAAACCCUUAAAAAUCAGUCUGAACUUGAGUUUUUGGGUCGCUUUUCUUUUGUUCAUAGAGAUCACACAGGCCAAGGUUCUCAUGUGGACCAUAAUCAAGACAUUUGUGCUGCUUAUCAAGGCACUCGGACUUUUCCAUAGUGUGUAUGCUAUGGGUGGUGCUACCAGACCGAAUACCAUCGCACAUUCUUCCGGUACAGGAAAACAGCCGGCACAGAGCUCUGGCAGCUCGUCAUCGAUGCGAACAUUGGGUGAAUUCGAAAACGAAACUCCAAUGUCUACUAGGAAAACGAAUGAUCUUGAAGAGCAAUAUAGGACUGGGAUCAACCUCAAUCAAGAUAACAUAAGUCCUAAGGAAGGACUACAAGAAAUCACACCAGAUAAAUUUGCUGUGAUCCAAAGGUCGAGGCCAUCUAGAGCACCUAUACUUGACCCGCUCCUAGCACCGGACAAAAGCUCAAUCUCCUCUAUCUCGCCUCCAGGUCAGAUCAAGAAUCUUGGUCUGUACGAGCCCGCUCUUCAUGAUUACUUUGUCAUCGAUUAUAACGGUUUUUUGUUCUGUCUUCCCAAAUAUGUAGUUGACUUGCAAGAUCAAAUGACAAUACGACCGCCCGCUCACAAUGAAGGGUUACUAUCUCGAAAUGAAGGAAAACGUAGUCUUGUGACUUUCGGAAUUGCCCGAAUGUUGGUUGGUGAUUUGACACCCAGAAGGCGCAAGCCAAGUACGGGUAGAUGCUCGGAUUCCGGCGAGAGAAAAUGGACCAAGUUGACAGACGAUGUCAUUGACCCUUCUCCUUUUGGAAAUGCCCGUGCUACUCAAAAUGUAGCCAUAUCUGAGCUCGCGCAGCGCUUGCGUAUGGAAUCAAGAAUGUCCCGAGAGACGUCUGGGUAUGAUUUUGAUGCGAUCCAUGAAGCUGUCCGAGUUAUCCCUGACGAGGUUAUCCCACAGGUUUCCGCAGAAAGAGCUGGACCUAAGACCAUAGCCGAGACUGCAGAGCGUUUGCGUUUGGAAUCAAGAAUGGCCACAGGCGUGUCAGGUUUACACACAGGUGCGACAACUACUCAACCACACUCUGCCAGUGAGACAGAGUUGUCAAAAGCAAUGCGGAGCAACUCUCCCUUGCAUCAAGGGAAUCGUGUAGACCAUCAUAGGACCCGCCUAGUCCAGAAGCUCAAUCAUCAGCUGUCUCUUUUUCAUGGUUUACCAUCCCAUGAACCAGCAGAUGCGGUGGUUUCAAGUGUGGUAGUGGCGCUCAUAGAUGAUUACGAAACACCAGAGAACUUUUCAACAUCAGAACUUCCAAAGCUCUUAGUUCUACUAGACCUAUUAUAUAAGACGGUAAAUCCGAGUCAACACUCUAGGAUCAUGGCUUGUCAUAUGUUACUUCACAUGAAAGCCUAUAUAAAGAUUAUGAUUCAACUUCCUGUCUCAGUUCAAAAACAUAUGAUCUUCAUCUUAGGCAACACUGUUUCGUUCUUACACUCUGGGUAUUUGAAUGUAUCAGGAAAACCAACAGUACACCUCUCUUUACUUAUGAGUCGACUUCGAUGGGUCAUGGACCUUUUCAUGUGGGCACUUGGAAUAAAACCAGAGCUCCUUCAGACCAUUAAUAACACAUGGGAUCCACCCCAGUGGUUACGUUCUCAAAUUCAACAUGUUUUCACUUCAGAAGAGAAUCUAUGGGGAGUAGAAUCAUUGGAAUACGCAAAUUUUCUCGGUGCAGCUAUCUCUACAUAUCUUACCCUUCAAUUUGUUGAACAUGAAGCAUUGAGAAAACUGAAUAAUGGUCGUCAAGCGGUACAAAUGAUAAAAAACCUCAAAUGGGAUCCCACAAGUCUUGGUACAGCAGAACAUUGGGAUAGGUUGUUGAACUGGAGCUCUGCUGAUUUAAAUGUUGAGCUGAUCAGAGAAUUGAGUGUUACCCCAGAGUUUUCUCAAAUGGUAAAAACCAUGGAUAAGGAUCAUGAGCUGUAUUUCUUGAUGGAUGGAAUCCAUCUACUUAGUCAUCAUGGUGGGAUUAGUGAUCAAAGCAAUUGGAAAAACUUAUUCCCAUCUGACAUGAAUCAUAAAUGGCAACAAAUCCUUAAGAAUAUAUUUUCAAUUCAAGGAAGUUCUUCAGUAACUAUAUCAAUGCAACUCUUAUCAUUCUUUUGCAAAUAUAAAGUUAAUUUAGUUGAUAUUUCAGUCAUUGCAACUGAUUUAAAAUUCAUGAUGAUCUUGGCAAGAAGUUUGAUGAGUUUUGAUCAGAUAAGAAUGAAUAAAACUUGGAUUAAAUUAGAUGAUCAACCAAAUCAUGAAUCAAUUAUUGAAAAACUUUUAUUAUACUUUACAAUCAAUCAUUCAAGAUCAAUCUUUAAAGGUUAUGAAGUUGAUUAUAUUCCAAAUUGGAUUGAAAGACAUCUUCCAGUAUCUAAAACUCAACCACAAGAUGAUUCAUUCUUAAGGUUACCUUUUGUUCUUAGUGCACAACUUUGGCUUAAUAUGCUUAAUCAUUAUAGGUAUACUGGUACAAGUAAAAUACCUAUUGAUGGAAUAUAUAUGGAAUUAAUUCAUUUUGCUCAAUCAAAAUUGGCUAGACCUAUUCCUCUUCCCACAGUAUCUUCUACACGUCUACCUGUAUAG